AUGGAUCACAUUCUCCGUUCAAAACACAGCAACCCCCCGCUAGAGUUUCCAUAUUACGAUCCAGCAGCUUGGGAGCACGACGUGAAGCAUUUGGACGUCUGGCGCCGUUAUGACCUUGAUGAGUUCCUCAAAGGCGGGCCAUUCAAUGAAUUUGCCGCAUUCCUUCAGUCAUGGCUGUACUUUGGUGUGCUGGCGGUUUGCCUGGGGCGGAAUGAUCUGUCGGGAUUCAUCAAGGUCAACUCUGCAGGGGAGAAAGUGUUAAACACAACCCUGCUCAUUCCAUUUGUACAAGAAUGGUAUGACGGGAAGUUCCAGCGCCACAUGGAGAUCCCCGAUUCGCGCGCUGGUUUCGCCCUGGAGUUUCGUGAGCUCACCGGUGUUCUCGACUCGGUGGCCAAGCACACCGACAGACUCACCAGGUUCGGCAAGAAGGACGCAGGACCCCUGGGAGCUGCUUUGUUCCGCAUCUGCGUCUCGAUCAACCUGGUGCAGUCCGUCUUGCGCUCGGCAGUGUUUGAGCUGGGGAGGUUGGUGGUCGGCACUUUCAACUAUACCCCCAUGCCAGAUCCUCUGGGAACUGGUUACUUUUCGGUUUACCCAGCCGGCAGCGAGCUGCGGGGGCAUCUUGUCCGGCGCGGUUGGUGUCCCAACAAGAUACGAAAUAUGUCGCAGAGUCUGGGUCUCGAGGGGUUGAUGAUGGCCAGUAUGAUACAGAAGGAUGCAAGUGUUUCCGCAGCACACGCGCGGUGCCUUGAUAGUGUAUGUGUGGCAAACCAGAUACAGGCGGGUACCUUCGUGCCCAAGCACGCCGAUGAAUACCACAACCAAGGUAUCUGUGGUGGGAUCGGGCUUCCCAGGGGCACCGCCGAGAAGAUUCUCCUGGGGACCAAUUCAUUCCCAGUUGUCCGUUUCUGGCUCGGCUCAAAUCGGGAGGGACCACGGCACAGACGCAUGGAGGCUGUGCCUUUUCAAGAUGGGCUCAAGUACAUUGCCAUCUCGCAUGUCUGGAGCGACGGACUGGGAGACGAAACCGGGAACACGAUUUUAGCUUGCCAGUACGACCGACUUGAGGCCCUCCUAGCAGAAGUCAGGAGCAUGGAAACCAUCCGGGAGAGUGGCAACGAAAAGCCAGAUGAUGCGUGGUCGCCACAUUUCUGGCUUGACACGAUAUGCGUACCACACGAAAGGGCCGCCCGUCGCCUCGCAUGCGCCCGGAUGGCCUCGUCAUACGAGUGCGCAGAUACUGUCCUGGUGCUUGAUGCCGAACUGCAAGCCUGGUCUUACAACUCCGAGUCGGCAACAGAUGAAGAGGCCCUAUUUCGGAUUGUUUCAUCGGGGUGGACGACGCGAGUCUGGACUCUGUCGGAGGGCAUCCUGGCAAAACGACUCGUUUUCAAGCUUGCUGACACCAUGUUCGAUUAUGCCGCGUGCGGGGAUAGGCUCCGGCUCAAGAAGAUGAAGGGGCUAGGUCGCUUUGAUACGAUACCGGCGCUGCUGUAUAAUGACCUUAGGCAGAUGCGCAGUAUUGACAGGAUGGAUGCGGCUCAGAAGCUGAUCACCGCCAUGUCCUACACCCAGUCACGUCGCACAAGCCAUGCUGGGGAUGAGAUCAUAUCUAUCGCCGUGCUGAUGGGCAUGAACCACAUCGAAGAGCUAUGCGAUCAACCGACUUGGGCCGGGAAGAUGAUGCUAUUUCUCGAGAUGAUGCCGGAGCUGCCGUUGCGUCUCCUCUUCUCCUCCGGCCCCAGGAUCACAGAGACAGGCUUCCGCUGGGCUCCGGCCGCCUUAAAUAGCGACUUGGGCAUAUGGCCCUUCAACAGCUUGGAAGACAUCGCUCACCUUGAUCACAAGAGUGGCGGCCUAGUCCUGUCCCACCAAGGCAUACUUCUACACGGCGACUGGGCUAGUAUCGUCCCCAACCAUCACAAGUUGGAACCGUUCGAGGCAUUGUACCGGCAGCUCCCACUCGACCGUGACCUUGAUUAUGACCUUACCAUAAUCCGCGGGGAAGAAGACUGGUGUCUGAUAGAGUCACAUGACGAAUGGCAUUUACCCUUGGAAGGGGAGAGGCGACAGUAUUGCUCCGAGGAUGCGUACUACAGGAAGAACGACGAGGCACUAACGACCACCGCCUUGGCCAUCAUAAUAGAUGCCCCGAAUUUUGGUGUAGAUAAUGAUGGUAUUGAAUUGAUGGAGUGCAUGGGUGCCCUGGUUUCGAAUGUCACCCUCGAGGACAGCGGGACCAUCUCAUGCCGAUAUCAAGCCAUGGUGAAGGUCACGAAAUGUUGGCGGAAGUCUGGCCCGAUGAGUGCCGAGUAUGAAGUCCUCCACUACUCGGCAUACGGUGGUGAAGGGCUCGACAUAACUGGAGUCGACCAGGCCAUGUUUGGGACGUACAGGGUCACAAACAAUGACCAAGUAUGGCGGAUAAUGUAG
Molecule: messenger RNA, 2436 nt
Organism: Diaporthe batatas
Lineage: Eukaryota; Fungi; Ascomycota; Sordariomycetes; Diaporthales; Diaporthaceae
Exons: 2
Coding region: 1-2436 (811 amino acids)
Source: RefSeq, a predicted model, not a curated record